CUUCCAACUAAAGAAGCCAGUGCAGAAAGAGGAUGGGCAUUUUGCAACAGAGAAACAGGCACCAUGACCCCUGAGGGGACUCUUUGCUGCAUGUAACCAAGGGCCAAGGCAGAGUGGGACUUCAACCUCGCACCUCUCGGUGGCCUCUUAUACAGUGGUUAGGAUGCUGGACUCCUCAGUGGCAGAUCAGAUGACCCGGCUGACAUUGCAAGUCCUGGAACAGAUGCUGGGACAGGAACGUGAAAGCAUGGACAGAGCAGGACAGCAGGAAAAGCCAGACGCUGCCCUGCAGAGUGCUUUGAGGAGAAGGAAAGACCUUCUGCAGAAACUCUGGGAACAGCAGCUGAUGAAUGAGCACUCCCCAGCCCAUGCCUGGAGGAGGACCCACGAGAGAACCAUGGUGCCAGCCCUGAACCCAGAGGUGCCUCCCGUGAAUACCUUCCCUGCUGCCUCCCCGCCUCUGCCCAGACCUCCAGAGCCACCAAGGAUCAUCCAGGCCCCGGUCCCCCAGCCUCCUGCCACCAUCAUUCAGCAGCUACCCCAGCAGCCACUGAUUGCACAGAUUUCUCCUCCUCAGGCCUUUCCCACUCAAAGAUCAGGAAGUAUCAAGGAAGACAUGGUGGAGAUGAUGCUAAUGCAGAAUGCACAGAUGCACCAGAUCCUCAUGCAGAACAUGAUGCUCAAAGCUUUGCCACCUGGGUCCACAGGGCCACGUGCUACUACCCUCCAGGACCAACGAUGGGUGCACCAUGGAGUCUUGAGAGCUGAAAAGCAGAAGCUACCCCCAGUGCACCACCACCACCACUAUGCACCCCCCACCCAGCUGCAGGCUGCCUCCACAGGCACCCCUUCGGGAUAUUUGGGGUGGCCCCCAGUGGUUGCAGCCACUGCCUUUCCACACGCAGCCAGCUUCUUGCCCUCUGUGAGCCACCUGACUGAGCCGACUACCUCCCAUCCCAGCUACCCCUAGCACGGAAGUCUAGAGGGAGAAAGCUAGUGUCUUGCAGCAGGCCAGAGACAAGAUGAUUCCGAGUUGCCAGUUAGCCCUGCGUGGACUUGGCUUCCACACAGUGAAGACAGCGAUGACGACAUGUCCCUGUGGAUGAACAAGACAAUGCAACACACUCCCCAGGGAGCUUCAGGGUGGUGACAUCCACUUCCUACAGAACCACUUUUGUUAAAAGCAUCAAUUAAAGACC
Messenger RNA from Onychomys torridus (southern grasshopper mouse), 1199 nucleotides. RefSeq names its product chromosome 18 C21orf58 homolog (gene C18H21orf58). Lineage: Eukaryota; Metazoa; Chordata; Mammalia; Rodentia; Cricetidae. The coding region runs from base 164 to 970 and encodes 268 amino acids. The record is from RefSeq and is a predicted model, not a curated record. The transcript has 9 exons.